CUUGACAUCGUUUCCUACAAUUUCCUCGAGAAUCGUCAGGGUCUCAUCAGACUACUCGCUCUUUAAGUCUGACUCGGAGGUCCCAAUUGACAAGUCACGCACUUUAUUCUUGCAGCGAGGGAUUCACUGGACGUUGCCACCAUGCCACCGAAAGUCGCUCAUCAAUCUGCUUUCCCUGAAGCGCGCGGGCUCAAGUAUGACGAAACCGAUAUGGCGCUCUUCCAUGCCAAGCUCUCUUACCACUCCACGAUCGAAGAACGCAUUGCGUCGAAAGACCCCAAUCUGGCAUCCAUCUCGGAACAUCAAGCGCGGAUUCUGCGGCGCUGGGAGAUGCUCAAGCAUUCGGAAAAAGAGAUGGCGGACAAAGGCAAGAGUCUGUCGCCGGCCGAGAAGAAGCAGCUAGCGCAGUACGAAUGGCGAUAUAAGCGAUUGGAGGAGUUGGUCACCAAGAGCACGGGCUAG
This is a messenger RNA of Aspergillus ibericus CBS 121593, 462 nucleotides long. RefSeq lists its product as uncharacterized. The record is from RefSeq and is a predicted model, not a curated record. Bases 142 to 462 code for a protein of 106 amino acids. Lineage: Eukaryota; Fungi; Ascomycota; Eurotiomycetes; Eurotiales; Aspergillaceae. The transcript has a single exon.